Armigeres subalbatus is the source of this 3529-nucleotide messenger RNA. RefSeq lists its product as uncharacterized. The transcript is spliced from 8 exons. Gene Ontology annotation, molecular function: inositol hexakisphosphate kinase activity. Gene Ontology annotation, cellular component: cytoplasm; nucleus. Gene Ontology annotation, biological process: inositol phosphate biosynthetic process; phosphatidylinositol phosphate biosynthetic process. The coding region runs from base 206 to 3121 and encodes 971 amino acids. Lineage: Eukaryota; Metazoa; Arthropoda; Insecta; Diptera; Culicidae. The record is from RefSeq and is a predicted model, not a curated record.
AGUUAGUCGCUGGUUAACUGUCUACCUUCUAGGAAGGAAUUACAAAUCCCGCUUGGCCGUAGAAACGCGUGGUCAAGUUAGGGACGGCCACGUCCGCGAAAGAAGAAAACGUAAAGGAGAGCAUAGUUUGCAAGUGUAUAGCAGCCGCCGGGUUCGUUCCGGAAGCCAAGUGCGUGAAUCACAUUCGGUGUUCGCCGUUGUGUGAAUGCUGAGUGCGUUGGGAAUUUUCAGCCUUUUUCCAAUUUUAUCUAACGUGACUAGCCCGUCGCGCAGAUCGCGAAGCAAAAUCGUAACCAUUCGCUGUAUACGCAGCGCCAAUAGUAGCAGCAGGAGCAACAGCAGCAGCACCACUAACCGCGAAAAGCUGAGGACGGUGACGACGCCGCACCACGGGACGGGACUUUUCGUUCUCAAGUGCACAGAAAAAUUCGUUAAGGUGGCUCCGCAGGCCGUACAACGACCCUCCGUCAGUACAGUAAGGUUUCACUUUCCGCCGGUGCUAAUAGUCGCGAAUUCUUUGCCGCCCGAUAUCGAACACUACUCGUCUUGCCGAAACACUAGGGUACAAUUUUCGCCACAAGGUGUGCAUCAACAACAACAACAACAGCAGCAGAAGCAAAACAGUUUCAACGUUUUCAACAGUCAGCAGCAUCUCUCUGUUCGAAAUGCAGAAUAUGCUUCAGAAGUCCAACUGCAACAGCAGCAGCAGCAGCGCCGACAAACCCAGUUGCACUACCAUCAGCAACAGUUGCAGCAGCACCAGCAGUUUGGAACCGACUCGUCAGCAGCGCUCAUUAGUGGUUUCGGCUUAACCAAAAGCGCCAACGUCGAUCUCCCACCGUACUUGGAAGAUCAGCAACAGCACGAGCAGCUCAACAGUUGUCGCAUCGAUUGCGGCGGUAUCGUUAGCAAUAACCAUCAGCACCAUUUGCAUAGUCACAUUCAUAGCAAUCAUCGAAUCGGUAGUGGUAGUGGUAAUAGUGUCGGUAGUGUUCAGUGUUGUUCGCAAGAGUUAAAUUUUAAUCACCAUCAUCUUCACCAUCAUCAGUACCAUCAGCAACAGCAACAGCAGCAGCAGCAUCAACAGCAAUCGCAAAACCACCAACAGCAGCACGACACUGAAAGUGAUGAGGAUGAAAUCGCUUUGUAUCCUCUCAAUAAUCAGGUCGGCGGUCAUACGCGACUGUUACUGCUGAACCAGAGUACUGUCAUCAAACCAUUGAAUCUUCGAGAACUAGAGUUCUACCAAAACAUUCCCAGCGACAUUCAGCAGUUCGUUCCAAAGUAUAGAGGUGUCAUGCAAGCCACCACCAUGGGCGGUACCAAGCUGGAGAAGCGCUACUCGCCGAGCUUCCGGGACGAUCCGGGUCGCAAAACGGCCGCCUCGAAGCGCAAACGCGAGGAAGUACUACGGAUGAAAAUACAUAAGAAUGGCAUACCUUCAGAAGUGUUAAAAAGUAUUUCACAGAUUGACAACUCCAACAAACAAUAUUUCCUUAUGCUGGAAAACAUCACGUCCUGCUACCGUCAGCCGUGCAUUCUGGAUCUGAAGAUGGGUACCCGUCAGCACGGGGACGACGCUUCGGCGGAGAAACGCAGCAAGCAGAUGGCCAAAUGUGCCGCCAGUACGUCGGCCUCGCUUGGUGUUCGCCUGUGCGGUAUGCAGGUCUACCAGGCCGACAUCGACCACUACAUGAAAAAGGACAAGUACUGGGGCCGGGAACUGAACGAGGACGGCUUCAAGGGAGCGCUGCACAACUUUUUCCACAACGGGUUCCGAUUACGCGUCAAGGUGAUCGCCAAGGUGCUCGACAAGCUGGAACAGAUGCGGCGCGUUAUCGAGAAGCAGUCCAGCUAUCGGUUCUACUCGUGUUCCCUACUCAUCGUCUACGAAGGCUACGAAGAAUCGCCUGCAACGCCGGCCAGCAGUAGUUUCCCAUCCGAUCCGGAUUAUCACAUACUGGAAACCGAGUCCACCAAUUCCUACUGCUACGAUGCGGACGCUUCGAAUAGUUCGAUCGAACAGUUCAACAUGUCCUCAUCGCACGACGACCCACUGGAUGUGACGUCAUCAAGCUCCGUUCACCAUCGGCUCAACGCUUCGAUGGCUACGGUGGCCACGGCUGCUGCCGCAGCCAAAGCGGCCUCGUCCGUUUCCACGGCAUCAGCAACGUCCAGCGGAGCUUCUAGCGGAGGCAGUAGCUCCUCGGUCAGCGGCAACGCCGGUAAGGGCAAGGUUCCUUUCGUUCCGAUAUCCGAGGAAACGGUAUAUCCCGGAGCCUGUGACGUGACAAUGAACGUUCCAAUGGGAACCACCCAAAAUGUGACCAGUUCCAGUCCACAUUCGAUGGACUCGUGGAUGAACUACAGUAGCAAUAGCAGCAGCGAUGAUUACGCAUCGGCCUUCGUGGUGCCGACCCAUGUACAAAACACAGAAGCCGACGCGAGUUCGGACUUCGAUGGGGGAUUCAGCGGACGAGUCGUUCCGUCGAAUCGAAAGCUAAGUGGCGUGGAGGUCCUGGAAAGGGAACGUUCCUCGUCACUUACGACUUCGCUCCCACCCAAUGUAACAACUGCGAUAUCGACGGUUGCUACAAUGGCGUCAUCGUCCAGUUCGCAGUGUGUUAACAGUAUUAGUAUUAGCAAUACCAAUAACAAUAGUAGCAGUAGUUGCGGUAAGGCUCACGAUCAAUCCGAUGCUGGAUAUCACGAGGACGAAGAAGUAGAUGAUCUCGAUGACGACGAAGAAGGAGCCGUAGACGAUGAUGAUGAUGAGGACGACGAAGGGCACCUGCUUCAGGAAACGACCGUCAGUUCAAAGCGACACCGUGGCAAGGAGUCCACUGGCAGCCGAGUAGCAUCCAAGGUGCAACACACUCUCCGACGAAAACUUAGCUCUAAGUCCAAGUCCACUUCGAUCAGUGGAAAUAGCGCUGGUUCGGCUACCCUCGGACUGGCAGAUGUGCGAAUGAUCGACUUUGCACAUACCACAUUCGAAAUCAAGAACGGAACGUCCAUGUGCAAUACAAACACUAAAGUGCAUCAUGGACCAGACAGCGGGUUCCUCCGAGGUCUCGACAGCCUGAAGCGCAUCCUGACAGAAAUCUGCGAAGAGCACUGAGUGAGAGUGUGCAAAACCGAUCUCCUGUACUAUAACCAUUGGUUCUUCCUUCUUGUAUUUAAGUGCAUACCUACUACAUAGGAUACCUAGAAAAAUAGCACGUGCCGCGACGGUGCACGUGUGUCCUUAGUCUCUCUCUCUAUCUGUUUCAAUACCCGAACUUUGAGUAGCAGCUGUAUGUACGGCUCUUCCAGUAGGACUAUGGAUCCGGAGCGGAGCGGACCGGCGGCAGCGUCAGUUGCAGCGCAACGUCCCCCUUUCGGUAAAAGUGUGUUUUGUCGAAACGAGGAAACACCCGUUUUUGUGAAAUAUUGUGAUACUAAAGCAUUUUUUCAUCCAAGUACAUAUAUAAAGUAUAUAUUUAAUACGAGAGGAAAACAAAGAAAACUUAAAAUUAUAACGGAAAAA